Gavialis gangeticus (Gharial) is the source of this 5167-nucleotide messenger RNA. Its product is annotated as aryl hydrocarbon receptor-like. Gene Ontology annotation, cellular component: nucleus; aryl hydrocarbon receptor complex. Lineage: Eukaryota; Metazoa; Chordata; Crocodylia; Gavialidae. Gene Ontology annotation, molecular function: protein dimerization activity; nuclear receptor activity; transcription cis-regulatory region binding. The transcript is spliced from 12 exons. The record is from RefSeq and is a predicted model, not a curated record. Gene Ontology annotation, biological process: regulation of transcription by RNA polymerase II. The coding region runs from base 30 to 3344 and encodes 1104 amino acids.
GGACGGAGCGAGCGCCCGGCAGCGCCGCGAUGCUGCCCGCGGGCGGCGGCUACGCCGUGAAGAGGAGGAAGAAGCCGGUGCAGAAAAGCCCCAAGCUGCCACCUCCUGAAGGUGUGAAGUCUAACCCAUCCAAGCGGCAUCGGGACCGCCUUAACCAAGAACUGAACAAACUGACCAGCUUGCUGCCCUUCCCUGAGGAUGUUCAGGCAAGGCUGGAUAAACUCUCCAUCCUUCGUCUCAUUGUGGGGUACCUGAAGGUGAAAAGCUAUUUUGUGGCCACUGCAAAGAACAAUGGCAGCUCCGUGACUGAGCAGACUGGGGCACCAGGCGGAACUGGACAGACUAAUCUGCAGAUCAGUGGAGAAGCAUUCUCUGAAGGGGACCUGCUCCUUCAGGCUCUCAAUGGAUUUGUCAUCUCUGUCACUGCAGACGGUUACAUCUUCUACAUCUCCCCUACAGUGCAGGACUACUUGGGAUUUCAUCAGUCUGAUCUCAUCUACCAAAGCGUGUAUGAGCUGAUCCACACUGACGAUAGAGCCAUGUUCCGGUGCCAGCUGCAUUGGGCCUUAAAUCCACCGGCAUCCAGUGAACCAGACCAAAGCACAGAUGCUAUGCCUAUGAGCCAGACCUUUGUAAACAGCAACACUGCCACAUAUGAUCCCCAGCACCUGCCUCCUGAAAAUUCCUCCUUCUUGGAGAGAAGCUUCAUCUGUCGGUUCCGCUGCUUAUUGGACAACUCCUCAGGAUUCCUGGCUUUGAAUUUUCAGGGUCGCUUGAAAUUCCUUCAUGGGCAGCAAAAGAGAGCUGCAGAUGGGUCCCUCAUGCCUCCUCAGCUGGCUCUGUUUGCCAUUGCAACUCCUCUCCAGCCUCUCUCAAUCCUGGAGCUUCGAACCAAGACAUUUAUCUUCCAGACUAAACACAAGCUGGACUUUACUCCCACUGCCUGUGAUUCAAGAGGAAAGGUGGUGCUAGGGUACACAGAAACCGAACUCUGUAUGAGAGGCUCUGGGUACCAGUUUGUCCAUGCAGCAGACAUGAUGUACUGCGCAGAAAAUCAUGUGAGAAUGAUGAAAACCGGAGAAAGUGGAAUAACUGUCUUUAGGCUACUGACUAAGAAAGCAGGCUGGGUCUGGGUCCAGGCAAAUGCAAGGCUGGUGUAUAAAGGGGGUCGUCCAGACUGCAUCAUUGCCAGACAGCGGGCCCUGUCAAAUGAAGAAGGAGAGGAGCAUUUGCACAAGCGGAGUCUGCAGCUGCCUUUUAGCUUUGCCACAGGGGAAGCAGUCCUGUAUGAGAAUAACCUUCCAGGAUUCCUGGACUCUUUCCAAGCAAAGACGGGGUCAAAGACAAAGAAAGAUGCCCUCAUGGAACAGGACUCAAUAGAUCCCAACUCUCUUCUAGGAGCCAUGAUGAAACAAGAUGAAUCCGUGUAUGUCUCCCAUGCCAAUAAUGUGCCACAACUCUCCUUGGCAGAUAUCCUUGAUGUGGUAGAAGAGCCAUGCCAGAAUGAAAGAAAUGUGGGAGACAUCAAAGAAGAAAAUAACCCAUUCCUGGUCAUCAUUGAAACUCUCUUUGAGAAGAACAACAGUGAUAGUAACAUUUGCCAAACUCUGCAGAACCUGGAUGUAGAUGACCUGCAAUUACAGCACUGGGAAGAAACCUUGCUCAGCAUGGAUGUUGAUGAGCCAGUGGCCCAGGACUUCCAUAAGUAUCUGGGUGAUGAGGUGGCAUCCUAUGUGGAGGAGAUGCUGUAUAAGAAGGAUAAUGGAAAGAAUAUGGACUUCCCACAGUGCAGUGCGACUGCUUCAUCUCAGGCCAUUAUUCAGCAAAUUCCGCUGCAACAAAUUCAACAAAGUUCUCAGCUAAGCACACUUCAGACUCCGCUCAGAAGUAAUGUGAAAUGCAGUGAGCAAAACACUCCUCCAGGGUAUCUCCAGCACUGCUGGGGGACUGAACCAUCAAUUUCUGCCUUACCUGUAUUCCAGAAUCCAAUGCAGUUCUUACCACAAAACACACUGGGCUCCGACCCUCAGGUUCCUGUAGUUGCUGCUACACCCAAAAAUUUAUUUUCUAGGCCAAAAAAACAAACACCAUUUGACCAACCAGAUUUGCUCAGAGGGAAUAUUUCUGACCCCUUGGGUUCCAUUACCCAGCCAACUGUUGGAGUUAAUGAAAUAAAUCCUGUACAGGUAUUUCAGCGAAAGGGUGCUGUUCCAGUUCCCUUGAAAAAUCUCAUUCCUAAAAAUCAGAUGCAGCUGGACUCCAAUCUGAUUGGCUCAAAUCAUGCCAUUCCCUUAAAAGUGAACCAACAAGACAGGCAGCAGCAUGACCUGCUGGUGUCAAUGAACUCAGUCAUUGGCUUCCAUCAGGAUAAUUCUCCAGGAAGUCACCCUUCAGAUAUUUGGAAGUCCCCUGUUCAGAACCAGGUGCGAAUCAACCCGGUGCAGAUGGAGCCACAAGCUCUACUGGCAGACGGCCAGCAGAAUGUGUUUGGAUCACGAGUCACCAAUCCAUGGAUGUCAUCAUCACAGACCACCCAUUACACAGGUCAGGGUGUGCAGGGAUUUGGUGUAACACAGCAUAAUGCAAUAUCUGCUUCUCUUCUGCAAAAAUCGAGUCCAGUAGAGUCUGAGCAGUUGUAUGGAAGCCAUUCCUUUCCAAAACAGGCAGCUUCACACAAACCUCACCCAAUACCAAACUUUUACAAUAAGGAGCAACGACAGAUUCUUCAGACUGAACAGUUGUUAACAGAGCAACAACAGCUAUUGCAAGGAGAGCUACACCACCAGGUGCACUGCAGGCCAGCCCAGAUGCAAGACAAUGGAUUUCCGCUGAUUAGCUGCUUGGAAUCAAAAAUCCAGUCUCACUCUCAGGUGGGAAUGCAGCAAAUGGACGGUGUUCUUGAAGCUUCACUGAAGUUGUCGUCAAAUAGCACCUUACCUAGCAGUGUUGUGCAGUCUCCAUGGGAAUAUGCAAGUAGUGAGCCACCCUUUGAAAAUGAUGCUGAAUUGGCUAAAGCAGCUCAUACCACAUGCCUUCUGCAGCAACCAAAUACUGCACCCUGCCAUGCUGGAAGCAACCCAGAAGCACUGUGUUAUUACCAAAGGCCUACAGAAACUGUUUUGGGUUCCUUGAUAACUUCUCCCUUGGUAGUUGGUUUGAGAGCAAAUUCCUACCCACGUGAACCAAAUUUGCCUCCCGUGUCAAUAACAGAAGGACAAUUAAAUGGGCAGCAGCAACUUUUCACUUGCAAUAUUCAGUUCAAGUGUCACCAGAAUGAAGAGAGUCCUCCCAUGGAAUUCACCCCUGCAGUUGCAAAGGACAGCAUGUUUUUCCCAAAACACUGAGAGAGGAUGAAGCAAUAGAGAAAGAUGACUUCGGACAGAUGUGGCCUUAAAAAUGUUGUCCUUGCCAUUUGCAAGACAUUAACUUUCAUGUAAAUAUUUCAGUAUUUUUUAUAAUUAUUUCUAUUGGUGUUGUGCUUUCUGUGUGAACAAAUACAUAUUUCUAAGACUCUCUUCUGUGGAUGCCAAAGAGAUGCACUUGAAUGUUAAUUACACUUAUGCAUUUUGUGCAAAAGAGUCUAAGUCUCUCUAAUGCUGCCCUCUGCUCACCCUUCUGAAUAAAACCAGUGAGAAUUAAGAACCAGUACUCGGAUUAAGUACUAAUGCAACCAACUGACAAUGCUGGAACAAGUCUUUGGAGUUGUAGUAAGUUUUCCAGGACAGGCAAUUAUGAAAACAGUGGAGGCAUGUCAGAAAAAUACCUGAGCUGGUGCGAUAGGAAUUAACUUGGGCAGCUGUGUGGUCUUAUGCUUGAACUCUGAUGUACAGAGUUCUAAUGUAAUGAGGCAAGGGUAUGGUAUGAACAGCAAGGUAAGAAUUAUUUGUGCUUUACCUCUGGUCCAUUUGGAAGACAUGUUUGGUACCACCUGGAUAUGGAGUGCAGGCACUUUGAGUCCAGUCUGUGCCUCUGAAGUUUACCACUCAAGUUAGUGAUCACAAAUGACAAAAGGACUGAUAUCAACCCAACACUUCUAAGAGAGAUGGUACCUACCUGUAUCAUACUGACUUAUUUAACUUAUAUAUUGGGCAUAAAGCAGUAACCCUACAAGUAAGAAGGGCCAAGGCAUAUGGCAACUUGUCUUUUGUAUUUUUUUGCUUUUCUAUCAAAAGCCACAGGUGUCUAGCAGUAGAAUGGGUCAAUGGCUGUCAGACAUUCUGAACCAACAGACCUUUGUCAACCAAUAAAACUUCUCAUGAAUUGCGAUGCACCCUUAACAUCAAACUCAUCAGGGGAAAGGGAGAAGGAACAGGCUGGUGCGAUCUGGGAAUUAUAUACCAUGGCCUCAUGUACCACAGUUUGGGAACCACUGCAGUAACUGGCUGACGUAUUCUGUGCAAUUGCAGUGACUUCUGUGCAGAUGCACAAGGCAUAGCUUAGCACAAAAUUUGGUCCAAUGUACAUGUAAAAAACACAGGAUGAAAGUCUUCCUCUUCAAAUAGGAGAAUCCAGCAGAAGAAUAACUGGGAGGAUUUAGCCUGACAUCUAUUUCCUAUUGUGUAUCAUCAUAUCUAAUUUGUUACAGUGGUGGGCUGGUGCCAGAUUCUUAAAUCUGAUCAAAAUAAUGGUUGACUUAGGGCAUGUUUGCACUACCAAAGUGGUGAGUCUAGAACUGUCUCUAUUUGGUUGCUCGCUCUGGCUUAGCACAUGCCAAAACAUAAGAAUUAGAUAGUGUAGCAGGUUUAGCAAGUCCUUGAUCACAUGCCCAGGUUCUCCAUUUUGCACAUACUUUUUGGCAUUUGCUCAGGCCCAUUCUAAGCCACCUAUAUCCCAAAUUUCCAGCCUUUGAUGAUUGCUGACCAGGAGCAAAUGAGUGUGAUGUCCUUCUCAGUACCACUUCUCAGCUUGCCAUAGAAGCAGCAGUGUAGCUGUGUCCUUAGAGAUAUUGCUGUAAGUAGCAGCUUCAAAGCCCAACCUAUUGAUUCAGUAUACAUAUAGAAUUUGUAAUGUUAUUGUGUCAUAUAGAAUGAUCAGUGUAGCAAUGUGCCACUACAUGGCAAAAGACCUUUGUAUAUGUUUCUGCACUUGAUAGUUGUCUAUCCCUAAUUGCCUAUAGGAUAUUUGGUUAUGUGGCCUUAGCCCUUACAUGGGCACUCUGAGGGGGGGG